Molecule: messenger RNA, 661 nt
Organism: Paramecium sonneborni
Lineage: Eukaryota; Ciliophora; Oligohymenophorea; Peniculida; Parameciidae
Source: the annotation of a GenBank genome assembly
AUGUUAUUUAUUAUUUUAUUUUUCUUAGUCAAUAUUAUUAAAGCAGAGGAACAAUUCCUCAUCAUAAUCAACACAAAUCUUGGAAUACAUGAUAAUUUCGUCAAUACUCAUAUUGAUCUUGAUUCAAAAGAUAUUAAAAUAUACUAUUCCGAAAUUAUUGAUUAAUAUCCUGUUUCUGCUGCUAGAUUCGAUCAUUUAACUUUUUACGAUCAAAAAUAAUAUGAACUUUACCAAUCUGAAGCUCAGUUAUCUAAACAUCAAUUAACAUGCUUUGAUUCAGAUUACAAAAAUACUCAAAUACUAACAGGAAUUAACAAUUAUACAAAUAUUUUAUCAGCCAAUAAAAAUAUGUAUUCAAAUUCCACAUUCAUAGUACAUUUGUCUUAGAUAACUCAUAAAUUCCAUGCAAUGGCUAUGUUUAAGAAUAUAUUGAACCUUGGAUAACUAUUUUACUGCAAUUUGGAAUAACCAAGACUUAUUUUUAUUUUAAAAUAUUCUGUAAAAUAGAUUAAUAACAAUAGUAAUCAUCUUGAAUUUAUUCUCCUUUAUUAUACUUACUUCUGCAAUUAUAUUGACAUGGUGGGAAAUAAGAAAAUUGGAAUAGAAGAUGAGAAGAAGAUCCUCAUUUCCAAGAAUUUUAUAAAAAUUAUAGAUCAAAUGA